Molecule: messenger RNA, 1302 nt
Organism: Megalops cyprinoides (Indo-Pacific tarpon)
Lineage: Eukaryota; Metazoa; Chordata; Actinopteri; Elopiformes; Megalopidae
Product: putative nuclease HARBI1
Exons: 2
Coding region: 1-1302 (433 amino acids)
Source: RefSeq, a predicted model, not a curated record
AUGGCUGCCAUCGUGAACAGACAGAGACAGUGCGUGUCCGUUCAAAGAGAGGCUGUCAAGGCACUGAAGCGGCUGGCGGCAGACGUGCGCAAGUAUGUCGACUACGUCACGACAGCCGGCCCCAAUGCAAAAGUGUCUUCCUCUGGUUUGCCAGGUCAUGAAGGCCUCCUUUCUUUUGCAGUCAAACCUACUUCAGGAAAUCUGCAAAACCCUGACACGUCUUCCCCAUUUGCACUUGCUAAACCCUCUGAACCUAAAAUAUCUCCCUCAAGCCCCCUGGGAAGCCUCUCCUCCAGGCCCCAGGACUUGUCGAUCCUGAACAAUGACGCCCUGCUGGAGCGUUUCAGGUUGGACCGCGGGACGAUCGUGUACCUGUGUGAGCUGCUCAGGCCGCAUGUGGCCAAUCAGCAGAUGCCGGUGGAGAGCGCUGUCUGUGCUGCUCUUGCCUUUUACGCCACCGGCUCCCUCCCAUCCACGGUCGGGGACUACUUCGGCACGGACCAGGUCGCCUUGAAGAACGCUGUCCAGAUCGUGACGGACGCUCUGGUGACCGUCUCUGACCAGUUCAUCAAGUUCCCCCCGCCCACGAGCCAGCAGCAGGUACAGCAGGAUUUCUUCAGGAUCGCCGGCUUUCCCGGCGUUGUCGGGGCCCUCGGCUGCACCCACAUCGCCAUCAGGUGCCCCCAGCUGCACUCCAACCUCUACCUGAACCGAAAGCGCUUCUACUCCAUGAACCUGCAGAUCACGGCCACUGCGGCCUGCCGGAUCACCAGCGCCGUGGCGCGGUUCCCGGGGUCCUUCAGCUGCGCUCACGUCCUCCAGCACAGCCCCCUGGAGGCCUUCUGCAGCAGGGGGAACCUAGGCAAAGGACACCUCAUCGCUCACUCCGGAUACCCCCUCCACCACUGGCUGCUACCCCCCCUCCAAAGCCCCCAGGCAGAGGCAGAGGUCCGCUACAACAAGGCCCUGACCAGAAGCCACAGCGUUGUGGGGAAGACGGUCGGGCUCCUGAAGGCCCGAUUCCCCUGCCUGGACCGCACGGUCCUGCCCCUCCAGCACUCCCCCAAAAAGAGCGCCCGCAUCAUCCUGGCGUGCUGCGUCCUCCACAACGUCGCCGUGUCUCGGAACGUGGCGCUGCCGGGGGUGAGAGACCUGGGGCCAGUAGACCCGGCGGCGGCCCUGGAAGACUUUAACUGCGAGGGGGACGAGGACACGCUGUCUGACAGCGAGGAGAUCGUGGCGCUCAGGAUCACGGAAGGACAGCAGAAGCAGGCGGUCACCAUCCAGCAGUUUUUCACAUAG